CACAGCGGUAUCUUGAAUCAUACAAGUCUCGGAUAUAACACGUGGUGAACACUUUGUCGCGUUAAACUUGUGCUACCUGAUCGAACGCCUUCCCAAGUACAUUUGAUUUCCUUCUGUCACCAAUUCACGACUCUUAGAAAUACCAACUUUGCACAUUUACAAGCUCACCCGACAGAAUGACACCACCAACAUCGACACCAUCUCCACGUCGAUUUCUGCUGAACAAAAAGCCUCAGAUUAGCACUCCUACCCCUUCAAGACUAUCACAUCAGGUCCUCCAAGAUGCGCCCGACUCAAACACUCCCCGACCGACCUCUGGUCCAAUGCCAUCACAGUUUGCGAGAGUGCCUCGAUUCGCGAUGUCUGCAGCACGGCGAGCAUCAUUCCCUCCGCGUUCACCAUCACCUGCGAAACCUCAAUUCGCAGCUUUUGAUGCUCCACCAGUCAAUCAACAUGAGAAAGUUCGGGAUAUGAUCUCUAUCUCUGACGACGAUGAUGAUGAAAUGCUGGAAAACUACAAUAGUAACAAUGACUUCACACCUAAGGCACAACAUGUCUCCCAAGACUCAUUACCGGAGCCACAAAAGGGAGCACAUUUGACAUCCAACUUGCCAUCGUCGCCAAAACGGCGUAGAGUUGAUGCUGGAGAUACAAUGUCAACCCCACAGCCGACCCCGGGCCGUUUCAUCCUACCGUCUACAGGCACGAUCCGGACGACGUUCACACAGGGUGAUGGGGAUACACCCAACAGCAACAGACCAGCAUUUUUGAUGCCCUCGCUUCCGCCACCAGAAGCUGUCGCACCUCUACCUGAUGCGUUUUCUCCUCGAAGGAGAGGACAGAAGUUUGUACCCGGUGGUCUAGCGUCAGAGCUACAAUCGUGGAUCAUCGAGACUGCACAGACUGCAACUCAGAGUAGACCCCGUAACUCUUUACAGGUUGAUGAUUCGGUGCAUGUCAUCAACGUCAUUGAAGCUGAGGGGGACGGGCCGGUGUUCGUGCAUGGUACAUCAUCUGGUAAGGGACCUGCCAAAGCGUUGCUCGUUGACGGUCAAGCGAACCAAAAGGCAGUCAGAGUCAAAGCAGGGGAUAGCGUGAGCAUCAAGCUGCCCACAUGGGAUGUCCAAGUGUCGGGAGAAACGUGGUUAGUAGGCGUUGACUGGAGAACGACAAAGGACUGAAGCACUCAUUUGGGUAUGUUGUUGUUCUUUAUAUUUCAUAGACAACAAGCAAGGCCAUGUUCUGGCAUGGGCGGCGGCAAGAGCACGAGCAAGAAUGGUAGGCCUGAAAGCCGGGUGUGAUGAUCAGGUACCGGAAAGAUGGCGAUUAGGAAGAAAUGCCAUCAUGAUCAAGGACUAGUGACAUAGCGAACCGUGGAAGGGAUUGAGAACAGGUGAUGAACUGGGAGGUUAUGAGUGGAAGUCGGAGAUUCAACGCGACACGAGCGAUACGACGCGUGUGUUUACCAGCCACCACUUUAUGAGUGACCCGCCUUGCAUUUUUUUUAAAGUUGAUGGGCU
Messenger RNA from Aureobasidium pullulans EXF-150, 1520 nucleotides. RefSeq lists its product as uncharacterized. The record is from RefSeq and is a predicted model, not a curated record. NCBI's taxonomy places the organism in Eukaryota, Fungi, Ascomycota, Dothideomycetes, Dothideales, Saccotheciaceae. The coding region runs from base 177 to 1181 and encodes 334 amino acids. The transcript is spliced from 2 exons.